Xyrauchen texanus (razorback sucker) is the source of this 2798-nucleotide messenger RNA. RefSeq names its product tetraspanin 33a (gene tspan33a). Gene Ontology annotation, cellular component: membrane. The record is from RefSeq and is a predicted model, not a curated record. Bases 251 to 1093 code for a protein of 280 amino acids. The transcript has 8 exons. NCBI's taxonomy places the organism in Eukaryota, Metazoa, Chordata, Actinopteri, Cypriniformes, Catostomidae.
UCAUUGACUGCCCUAAAUCAGGAAAUGCUUUUUAAGACAACAAGUACAGAUUCCCUGCGAUGCGCUCGUGUGAUUUCAGCCGCUCUGCUAUGGACGCUUGCGCGGUAUGUUGUGUUGAGAAAUAUCGAGAAAGUUGAGUCGUUUCAGAAAGAGCUGAACGAAUGAUUCUUUUCAGCAUGAUGAAAAUCUAGUUGUUUCAACAGUGACUUGAACGUUAAAAGGGUUAAAAGGCAAUCAUACACCUUUAAUCAUGUCAAGAACGAAACAAACACCGAAAACUGACGAGGAGUUCUCCUUCGUGAGUUCGGUGGUGAAAUAUUUACUUUUCUUCUUCAACAUGAUAUUCUGGAUAAUUGCUCUGUUCCUGAUAUCUAUUGGCAUUUAUUCCAGGAUAGUAAAACAUGAGACAGCCCUGGCCUGUUUGACUGUGGAUCCUGCUCUGUUACUGAUGAUAGUGGGGAUUCUGAUGUUCCUCAUAACGUUCUGUGGCUGUGUGGGUUCUCUCAGGGAAAACAUCUGUUUACUGCAGACGUUCUGCAUCUGCUUGACUGUACUCUUUCUGCUGCAGCUAGCGGCUGGUGUUCUGGGUUUUGUCUUCUCAGACAAGGCACGUGGCAAGGUAACAGAAAUGUUUAACAGCGCAAUCAAACAUUACAGAGAUGACCAAGACCUGCAGAACCUAAUUGACUUUGGACAAACACAGUUCAACUGUUGUGGGGGGAUCUCUUACAUGGACUGGUCUCAGAACAUGUACUUCAAUUGUUCUAAAGAGAACCCCAGUAGGGAGAGUUGCUCUGUUCCCUUCUCCUGCUGUCUGCUCUCCAAAGAGGCUAUUAUAAAUACCAUGUGUGGUCAAGGGAUGCAGGAGAUGGAAUACCUUGCAGCCAGUGGUUUCAUCCAUACCAAUGGGUGCAUUGAUAAAGUGGUCAACUGGAUUCACAGUAACCUGUUUCUGUUGGGAGGCAUUGCACUGGGCCUGGCCAUCCCACAGCUGGUUGGAAUCCUGCUCUCUCAAAUUCUGAUUAAUCAAAUCCAGGAUCAGAUUAAAUUACAAAAUUACAACCUACAGCAUCGUUCAGACCCCUGGAACUGAAUACACUGUAUUGUAGUUUCUGUCUCUGAAACGCAUUUUUGUAGACAACUCAGCUUGAGUUUGAUUGUCAAACUGAUCUCAUGAUAAUGUGUACAUAUUUUAUUGUAUGAUUUCGUACAAUUUCGUUCCUAUAAAUUUGUACGAUUUCAUAACGUGCAAAUGCUUGGAUGUCCAGCCGCGGCCCGUGCAUUUUAAGUCUAGGCCUUCAGUGUGAUUCAUGUCAUUAAGAACACACAGUUUCACAAUGAAUAAGACAUACAUUUACAUUACGUGGCAGUCAACUAAUAAUACCAAUUGACAUUUUAAAAACACAUCCACGCAUGGAAGCCAGAACCAAGGUCAAUACCAAGAAAAAGCUCUCUAAUAAUAUUUUCGAUUAAAAAGUUUCUUGCAAUACAUUUAUUUCGUUAGCAUACACAGUUACUUUUCAAAACUUGAUCCGACACUGAAUGCUCAAGCAGCAUAAUUUACACUUAGAAAACUCCUGAUGUUGCUAUAACAAUGCAAAAAUCACUUACCAAUUUACUUGAAGUGAAAAUCAGUCCUCCUUUCCUGUUUAAUUAAUCAAUCGCUCGCUCAUGCAGAACAUCUCAGAUUUUUAAAUCCAUAAGAAUCUCUUUCUCAAUGAUGAUGUGGCAGUGACAGCCAACUCGUCAGCAAAAUCUCACACUCUUCGUUUUCAAAUUACGCACAUCACUUUAAGUGUGAUUGCGUCACUCAAGGCCAGCUAGAAGGCCUGGACUGGGACAUAUCCUAAAGACCACACCCACAAGAACAAAUAAAUCUGAUUGGCUGAUAAAUCUGACAAUCUGAAUUUAGACGCCUAUUCACUAUACACUGUUGAGGAAUUCUGCAGAAAUUCUGAAGGCCUGACGGGGUGGAGCUCAGACUCACGUACUGCUUUGGCUUAGGAGCGUGGCUUCGGGCAUGCAAUUUGUAAAACGCAACUGUCUAAGACAACUGUCUUGUCACGCUUUGCUUGAAAGCAUCAAGGAAUAAAUUCUGACUGGAUAAUUUUUUUUGUUUUUUGCUAUUCAUUUGUAGAUUAAUUAGGAGUGGAAACUGAUUGAAAGUACAUAUGCAAAAAGGUCAAUGAGAAUAUGAAUAUAUAAAAAUGUUUAUUAAUUAGGCAUGUUAUGCCAGCAGAGAAGGCUUUGACUUUGACGAUUUCCACGCACGAGGCAUUAAGGACAUGCUUAUUAAUAUUAUGCCCAUACCCAAACCCCUUAUCUAAACCUAACCGAUCAGUAGAGAGUGAAACAUGAUAGGAAGCUGUUGUUUGUGACAGAAGCAAUUAACUGUUGCGUAUUAGAUGUAAACGAUGUCCAGCGAUGUCAUUGGCUGUAGUGAUAGUCAUACGAAUUUAUAUGAGUGCAGUCAUAAGAUAUCAUACAAAUUAGCCAAAUUUAGAAAAGUCAUACACAUCCUGACCAUUUCAACGUGAGAGUGUGUUGUUGUCAUCAGCUUGGGAACGUCUUGCUGACUGAAGUGACUGACACGGAUCAGAUUUUUGAAUGAGGAGAACAAGGCUUAAGAACAGGCAAUCAAGUCAGGUUUUGAGAUGUGGAAUAAGGCCAUCUGAACAAGAGAUGUACUAUUUUUAUGAACCAGACUAUUUGUAUGAAAUGUGUGAGAUUCUCUAAAGAUCUAUAGGUCAAUAAAACUAUUUGUCAUGGUUCCAGUGAGUUUGUCGGUUUGUUCUGUC